AUGGACGGUUCCAAAUGUACAUUUAAUGUUCAGGAAGAGGUCAAUAAUAUAAAAAGAGAAUCUGAAGAUGAGAUUCAAAAAGAAAUAUUUGGGUUACAAUUAGAACCUGUAGAAAAAGGAUGA
This is a messenger RNA of Dentiscutata heterogama, 123 nucleotides long. The record is from the annotation of a GenBank genome assembly. NCBI's taxonomy places the organism in Eukaryota, Fungi, Glomeromycota, Glomeromycetes, Diversisporales, Gigasporaceae.